CCUGCGCGCGAACUCUUCCCGUCUCCUCCGCGCGAUCAAGAGCGAGAGCGUGCGGAAGUUGGAUCGACGACAUGUCGGCCGGUGGAAGCGGCAUCCGGCACGACGCCGACGUCGACCUCUACGGCGUCCUCGGUCUCAAGAAGGAGUGCUCCGACGCCGACCUCAGAAUCGCCUACCGGAGGCUCGCCAUGACAUGGCAUCCGGACAGGUGCUCUGCGUCCGGCAGCUCGGCGAGCGUGGAGGAGGCCAAGGAGCGGUUCCAGGAGAUCCAAGGCGCCUACUCCGUGCUCUCCGACUCCGGCAAGCGGCUCCUCUACGACGUCGGCGUGAACGACAGCGACGGCAAUGACGACGACUACGACAACCACCACGAGCAAGAUGUGUCGGGGAUGGACGACUUCUUCGGCGAGAUGGCCGAAAUGAUGAACCAGACCACGCCAACCGAGAGCUUCGAGGAGCUGCAGCAGCUGUUCGUGGACAUGUUCCAGGCCGACCUCGUCGGCGUGUUCGGGUUCGGCGGGCCGCCUCCUAUGGUCCACCGGGCCCAGGCCCAGAGCCCACCAUGUACCUCAGGAUCUUCCUCACCGUCAUGUAACGGUGUCAACAAGCGGUCUUCUCCGGCGAUAGGCUCCAGGACGCCGCCGAGACCUGGCCGUUCGGGCUCGGCUUCGGGUCUGUCGGGUUCAUCUUCCAAGGGAAGUGAUUUGAGGCGACAUGAGGACGCGCCAUGGAUGCGUGAGGACACCAGCGCCGGCGGCAUGAAUAAGAAGCAGAGGAUGUCGACGAGGCAGAGCCACGGCGUGUCAUCGUCGGAGGGGCCCGGAUGA
This is a messenger RNA of Lolium rigidum, 827 nucleotides long. Its product is annotated as chaperone protein DnaJ-like. The transcript has 6 exons. The coding region runs from base 72 to 827 and encodes 251 amino acids. NCBI's taxonomy places the organism in Eukaryota, Viridiplantae, Streptophyta, Magnoliopsida, Poales, Poaceae. The record is from RefSeq and is a predicted model, not a curated record.